Aricia agestis (brown argus) is the source of this 1523-nucleotide messenger RNA. RefSeq lists its product as uncharacterized. NCBI's taxonomy places the organism in Eukaryota, Metazoa, Arthropoda, Insecta, Lepidoptera, Lycaenidae. The coding region runs from base 46 to 1371 and encodes 441 amino acids. The transcript has 4 exons. The record is from RefSeq and is a predicted model, not a curated record.
UGUUGUCGGUCGUGUUGGUACCAUCGAUGUAUUGCGCGGGAAACCAUGUUUCACUCUCUAGAGCCGGCGAUGGAGGACGGUUUUAACAGACCGGUGGAGUCGAUCAUGCAAUGUGAGGAUUUCAAGAGCAACUUCGCCAGGAAGCUCUCCAAUCGGUAUACCUCCAGAUCCGUGGCUAGACAAGAUUCGGUGUUUAAACUUCGACUGCCGGAAAAACAAGAGCUGCUUAAUAGCGUAACAGAAAUAAAAGAAACAGGCGCAAAGUUCUUGCGAAUAAUACCAUCGGAGAAACGAAUUGAUGAAGUUGUCAAACCUCUGGACAAAUCGCCAAAAAUCAAUCCCGACAUAAGAAGAACAGAAGUUAAUGUAUUGAACAUGGAGGUAGACACGCUUAGAUGGCAGCUUGCUCAGACCGAAGCAAACAGACAGAUGCAUAUUGCGUUACUUAAGCAAAUAGUGUCGUUUUUGAGCAGGGUGAAGGAACAUAUUGAAUAUCAACAAAAUGAGCCAGAAAUAAUAACUGAAAAGUUAUACCAAAAAUCUCUGAACAUAACAGACUUGCCUAGAUCUAGAUCUGUGUUCCAUGUCAAUAAAAAUAUGGAAUACUCUAUCAGUCCCACCAAGAAAAUAAGUACAAGGAAAAUAAGUAAAUCGAUUAGUAACGUUAAUGGGCAAAAAGAUUGCACCAGCAUCUGGAGUCAGUCCAAAAUUUCUUUAGUCUCCGAAAGUGAAACUGGUCAAAAAAUAGCCGAGGAGAUGUCGAGACUAAUAACUCUUGCCAACACGGUUCUUAGCACAAAACUACCUGAUCUCGCUUGUACGUGUAUCGAAAAAAACAAUGACAUUUUACAGUUAACCGACAAUAUUAGAAAAGAAAGUGUCAUUCAGAACGUGUCUUCUGGGUGUUUAAACUUGAUCGAGGAGGACACGGCUGACUCAAUCACUCUAGAAACUAACUGCAAAAGUGCUCACAAUGGCGGAACUAACGAAAUAAAAGAGACGAGCACUAGAAUCGUAAACGAAUUUAUAAUGUCGGAAUCAUCUCUUACUUGCAAAUUAGAAAACGAUUCCACCGGCAUAAAAGUAUUUGGUAAUGAACAAAAAAUUACACAAACGGGCCUAGAAUCCAUUGAAAAUGUAGUACAAACACCUGACAAAAGAAAUGAUUAUAGGGCGUCGUCGAAUUUUAUAGAAGACGAAAGUGGUUUCUCGUCAAUGAGUUCUUUUCAAGAGAUCGGACUGCCUAUCAUCAAUAUAAUACCACCGUCUCCUUGCAAAGAGGUCGACUUUUUAAAAGACAUAGCUGACAACAAAUGGAAGACCAAUUCCAUUGAACUUGAUAAGCAAAGUGUAAAAGUGUUUUGGGUGUAGUUUUUAAACAACGUAAAAAAUGCAGUUGUGCAACGUCUUGCAACAAUUAAUUAUUUGCUAAUUAUUGUAUUACGUGCAGAUGAUACUGUGUAUAAAAUACGUUUGAUAUGUUUAACAAGAAUACUAACAUGCCUUAAUUUUAAUUUAUACAA